Molecule: messenger RNA, 150 nt
Organism: Acaulospora colombiana
Lineage: Eukaryota; Fungi; Glomeromycota; Glomeromycetes; Diversisporales; Acaulosporaceae
Source: the annotation of a GenBank genome assembly
AUGUCCACCUCGUCAAUAAGUCCUACGAAUGACGCUAGCCGACUUCUCAGGAAAGAGUUAAUCAACUUCUCGAACGGCCAAUUAUCUCUGGCGAACAAAGCGGUUACACAAACGAGCGUUGGGCUGUCCAAUGUUGAAAAGAAUAUUGAG